This is a messenger RNA of Ornithodoros turicata, 3622 nucleotides long. RefSeq names its product choline transporter-like protein 4. The transcript has 23 exons. NCBI's taxonomy places the organism in Eukaryota, Metazoa, Arthropoda, Arachnida, Ixodida, Argasidae. The coding region runs from base 458 to 2614 and encodes 718 amino acids. Gene Ontology annotation, molecular function: transmembrane transporter activity. Gene Ontology annotation, biological process: transmembrane transport. The record is from RefSeq and is a predicted model, not a curated record.
CCACAGUCCAGCGUCUGAUCGCAGCCGGUGAACGCGGCCAGUUCUUGCCUGUACUUCACUGUUCUCUACGGCUCCUCCGCGUUGCCGUUCAGUGUUGCUUUUAGCGAAGUUUUCGAUUCCGCGUUUCUGAGAAAAGUAUCGACGUUCGUGUCCUGGGAUACGGGACCGUGGGAGACCGACAGUCGCGGCGGCUUCUGGUCGACGGUUUGUGCCCGCGGAAUAUCGAGCUUCGAUUUCUGGACCAUCCAUAACCGUUGAAGAACAUCGCGUUAUGACGUCACUGCGGAUCUUAGUGCAGCUGCGUUGAAAGAAGACGUUGAGUGGGAUGUUAGUGCGCGAAGUGUUUGCGGUACUGUAGUUCAGCGUCCACACAAGGACGGAGAACUGUGUUUUCAGAGCUUCUGGAUAGCGAUUCGUUGUUUGAGGAAAGGAGAAAACACUUGGAAUUGCUUUCAAGAUGGGAAGGUCGAAAGCAUCUCCCAAAGGAGAACCACGCAAGUUUGACCCAACGUUCAAGGGACCAGUUAAAAACAGGAGCUGUACGGACAUCCUCUGCCUGUUUAUUUUCAUCUUCUUCCUGAUUGGUUGGGCCAUUGUAGCAUUUUUUGCGUUCAAGUAUGGUGAUCCAGAACGACUUAUCUUUCCAACUGACAGCCAGGGCAACAUCUGUGGCAGAACACCUGUGGAGGACAGAAAGCACCUCUUCUUUUUUGACAUCAAGAAAUGUCUGGAGCGGGCAUACAAACCUGGAGACAUACUGCCUGCGUUCAUAUGCAACACACCUCAGGUGUGCGUAGAGACGUGCCCAAAUUCAACAUUCUCUGUGGGCCUUUACACGAGCUUGGAGCCUCGGCCAGUCAGUGAAGAUGUUGUCAGACAGAAACUCAUCUGUCAGUACGGCGUAGAUCCCAUGGACAAAUCGCGUUCCUUGGACGAUCUGGUCCGUAAUGAAUUGUGUGCCGACUACUACAUCACGAGCGGCAGUGUGGCCGGAAGAUGUCUUCCUGCUGUUAAGCUCGGACAAGACCUAUAUGAUGAGGUCAGCAACAAACCUCUCGGUACCUUCAGUGGAGAUGAUAUCAAGAAAAGGACAAAAAAUCACUCUGUCGUCAUAAAGGUCCUUGCCGGCAUUUCAAGUGCAAAGGAUGUUGGAGAGCUCGUGUUCCAGGACUUCAAAUCUUCAUGGCCCUACAUCCUUGGUGGCUUAGUGGUCGCCAUGCUCGUGGCUUUCAUCUGGAUUCUGUUGAUGAGAUGGAUCGCAGGGAUCAUGAUUUGGCUCAGUAUUCUGUGCCUCAUUGUAGUAUUCUCAUUUGGCACGUACUAUUGCUUUAGCAUGUACGUUCAGCUGAGAAGCACACCAGAUACGGAGUUGAAGCCCAAUUAUGAAAUCUCACUCUCAUUCCGAGAGAAUCUUCGGACAUACUCUGCUAACAAGAAGACCUGGCUGAUUCUCGGGAUCGUCUCCGUAACGCUGCUCGUUAUCCUUCUGCUGACUCUCAUAUUCCUCCGAGCUCGCAUUAUUAUUGCCAUAGCUCUCAUCAAAGAGGCAAGCAAGGCUGUGGCACUGAUGCCGUCAGCGCUUUUCUUCCCGUUGCUUCCUUAUCUACUUCACGUCCUCGUAUUGGCCUUCUGGGGAUCUGUAGCAGUUUACUUAGCAUCAAGCGGAAAAGCAGACUACAGGUUAAGAGAUGCGGAAUCACGCAACAUAACUACCACGGUCUGCCCUAAGCCUGAAUUCAAUGGCACGCUCGCAUCAGUGGGUGAAAGUGCAAAGAAUCUUCGAUGCCAGUUCACCCAAUAUGUUGUCAAUGAGCACCUGUCACGUGCGCAGAUCUACAAUUUCAUCGGCCUCAUAUGGGGCAUGUUCUUUGUGGUUGGUUUAGGCCAGGUGGCACUGGCUGCUGCCUUUGCUUCCUACUACUGGGCUUUCAGAAAGCCCCAAGACGUGCCUUUCUUCGCUGUGCUCAAUGGAAUAUGCCUUACGCUUAGGUACCACUUGGGAUCCGUAGCCUUUGGUUCCCUCAUCCUGACCAUAGUGCGGUGCAUUCGUUUAGUCCUGGAAUACAUAGAUGCCAAGCUCAAGAAAUACGACAACCAAUGCACAAAGUGUUUACUAUGGUGUUGCAAGUGUUGUUUCUGGUGUUUGGAGAAGUUCAUAAAGUUCCUUAACAAAAAUGCAUACAUUAUGAUAGCCAUAUAUGGCAAAAACUUCUGCGCGUCAGCAAAAGAUGCUUUUAUGCUGCUCAUGAGAAAUGCAGUCAGAGUUGUUGUUCUCGAUAAGGUGACAGAUCUGUUACUUUUGAUUGGAAAGCUCGUCAUCGUGGGAACAAUUACUAUCAUGUGCUUUUACAUCUUCAACCGAAGAGUGGAUGCUUUCAACCAACAUCUUCCUGAACUAAACUAUUAUCUGGUUCCUGUAAUUACAAUAUCAGCUGGAGCCUACGUCAUCGCAUCGAGUUUCUUCAGCGUCUACGGGAUGGCCGUGGACACACUCUUCCUCUGUUUCUUGGAAGAUUGCGAGAGGAACGACGGCUCGGAGGAGAAGCCAUACUUCAUGUCCAAGGAGCUGAUGAAGAUCCUCGGGAAGAAGAACAAGUUCCAGGACGUAAAAUAAGCGCAGCUUUUACUGCCGUGCAAAAAGGGCACGACAGUGCUCAAAACUGUGAGGCAGCGUGACUUUCCUCGGGGACUUACAAUACCUCAAGCGCUUCUCGGUUACGAUGCAUGCACACGAUUUCUGUGUGCGUUUCCCCCGAGCAUGUGAUUGUUUUGUACGUUUCAUUCACCAUACCCCCGUCAUUUAGUAUAGUUUCUCAGCACAUCGGAUCAAGCGGCUUUCGUUGAGGGAUGAUGAGUAAAUGUGCCUCGUGAACUUUUAUGAUGCCUUUGCCAAAAAAAAUAUGGGUGUUAGGACGUUUGUAGCCUUGUCUAGCUACUGUGACAGGACUCAAUGUGCUGCUCUCAGUGGCCCAAUGAUUGUGUACGUAUAUAUCAGGAGCAGUGCAUUGUUUUAAGUGUUGUGACACGUUGAUACUGUUGGUACCCAGUGUGCUUGCCAGGAAACGCAGGAAAGCAGCUUCGGUGUAAGGUCAUACCAGUGAUAGGUUUGGGGACUGCAAUGACGUGAUUCUGCCCUUGGCGUGAUUCUGCUCUCUGAAGCAUGGGUCACAAGAUCAUAACAAUGACAUCCUAUUUUCUUUUGCCUUUUUUUUUUUUUUUCUCAAACUGAAUAUAAUGCUACUGUCCCAAUCCCUUUAAAUUCUUGUGAACAGCCUGCCAUAAAACUACUCCAGCCAGAAUGUAUAGUUUCCAUGCCAGAAAAAUGCUGUUCUCUCAAGCUACAGCAACACUAUAAACUGGGCUUUGCAAAGUGCCACUGAAAUGUAACUGAAAUGUACUUAAAACUUUGCCAGGAUACUACUAUCGGCAUUUUUCGAGGAGGUUUCUCCAAACUCUCCGUAUUUUCAUACCUAAAGGAGCUACGUAUAUAAAAGUGCACUUGUUCUCGUGUUUAAAAAUUGCUAAUGCCUCGUUCCUGUUAUAACUUUUAACUCGCAUAACUCUAUUUUAUUUCUGAGAUGAUGAGAAAGAGUUCACUAGAAUAAAUCUGUUGAUUCACCUA